CCGAAGCGGCCGCGGCGGCGGUUUGUGGUCGUUGGUCCCAGAGACUUGUGACCAACAUCCGAAGACCAAAGGGAGGUCUUAACCUGGGUGCAUGCUUGGAAGCCUAGGAUUCCUCUACCUUGGACUCCCGGGUUUCUGCUCCGAGAUCUUACCCUUAUUGAUUAUUGUGCAUUGGAAAGCUUCUGGAGGGAUAGGAACAACACCAGCUGAUCCUUCUCAACCGUAAUACGAGGGCAGGCAGCCACACACGAAAUUGCAACUAUGAAUGAAGAAAAUCUAGAUGUAACAAAUGGAUGCAGCAAAGUUCGGACUGGUACCCAGAAUGAAGCAGCCUUGUUAGCUUUAAUGGAAAAAACUGGUUACAACAUGGUUCAAGAAAAUGGACAAAGGAAAUUUGGUGGGCCACCACCAGGUUGGGAAGGUCCACCUCCACCUAGAGGGUGUGAAGUUUUUGUAGGAAAGAUCCCUCGUGAUAUGUAUGAAGAUGAAUUAGUUCCUGUUUUUGAAAGAGCUGGAAAGAUAUAUGAAUUCCGACUUAUGAUGGAAUUUAGUGGUGAAAAUCGAGGAUAUGCUUUUGUAAUGUAUACAACUAAAGAAGAAGCCCAAUUAGCCAUUAGAAUUCUUAAUAAUUAUGAGAUUCGUCCAGGGAAAUUUAUUGGUGUGUGUGUAAGUUUGGAUAAUUGCAGAUUAUUUAUUGGAGCUAUUCCCAAAGAAAAGAAAAAAGAAGAAAUACUCGAUGAAAUGAAGAAAGUUACAGAAGGAGUUGUGGAUGUCAUUGUUUAUCCAAGUGCAACUGAUAAGACCAAAAAUCGUGGUUUCGCAUUUGUAGAAUAUGAGUCCCACAGAGCUGCUGCCAUGGCAAGGAGAAAACUUAUUCCAGGAACAUUCCAACUGUGGGGCCAUACUAUACAGGUAGAUUGGGCAGAUCCAGAAAAAGAAGUUGAUGAAGAAACAAUGCAGAGAGUUAAAGUUUUGUAUGUAAGAAAUUUAAUGAUCUCUACCACAGAGGAAACAAUUAAAGCAGAAUUCAACAAAUUCAAACCUGGUGCUGUUGAAAGGGUGAAGAAACUUAGAGAUUAUGCUUUUGUUCAUUUUUUCAACCGAGAAGAUGCAGUGGCUGCCAUGUCUGUUAUGAAUGGAAGAUGUAUUGAUGGAGCAAAUAUUGAAGUAACACUGGCUAAACCAGUAAAUAAAGAAAGCACUUGGAGACAACAUCUUAAUGGUCAGAUUAGCCCAAAUUCUGAAAACCUAUUGGUAUUUGCUAACAAAGAAGAGGGACACCAAAAAACUCUAGGAAAACCACCAAGUCUUCCAGCUCGUCUAAAUGGUCAGCAUAGCCCAGGCCCCCCAGAAAUUGAAAGAUGCACUUAUCCAUUUUUUCCUGGAACAAAGCUUACACCAAUAAGUAUGUAUUCUUUAAAAUCUAAUCACUUCAAUUCUGCAGUAAUGCAUUUGGAUUAUUACUGCAACAAAAAUAAUUGGGCACCACCAGAAUAUUAUUUAUAUUCAACAACAAGUCAAGAUGGAAAAGUACUCUUGGUAUAUAAAAUAGUUAUUCCUGCUAUUGCAAAUGGAUCUCAGAGUUACUUCAUGCCAGACAAACUAUGUACAACGCUAGAAGAUGCAAAGGAAUUGGCAGCCCAGUUUACUUUGCUUCAUUUAGUCUCUUCGUGCUAUCUGAGGGAAGGGCUAACAAGGAGUUCGCAUGGCCAAAAGACAGGGAACACAGUCUCUUCAGCCUGGACCUGUGUAGGAGAAUUUGGAGAAAAUAAAUUAAGAGACUACAAUUUCCGUCGCAGCUCAGUAAAUAGUAUUUCCCCUGUUAGUGCCACCCUCUCUUCUGGGACACCCAGCGUGCUUCCUUAUACGUCAAGGCCUUAUUCUUAUCCAAGCUACCCCUUGUCACCAACAAUAUCGCUUGCUAAUGGCAGCCAUGUUGGACAACGACUAUAUAUCUCCAAUCAGGCCUCAUUCUUCUGAAGAAAAUGUUGUAAACAUUAAUGUAAAAAUUUCUUUGUAAAACUGACAGAUUAAAACACUGUUUUAUUUUUAGAUUGGGUUUGCACAUUUGGUUUGAAAGGAAAAAUGUUUAUUUCAAUAUAGUAACCUUUGAUACAUAUGAAUAUGCAUAUGUUUAUUAAACUUGUCAGAAACAAGUUAAAAAGUUAUUCAAUGGUUUUCCUUGAAUUAGGGUUCAGUAGGCUACUAUUCUUUUUAAACUUUUGGAUUUUAAGUAUUGCCAAUUCCUGAUCUAAGAGUGGGCAGUAGAACCCAGUGGUUUAUGUUAAAUGUUUUUCAAAUAAUUCCUUUGCUGACCAGCAUAUCUUUAAUAUUGUAACACAUGCAGACAGUAGUUAUGUUAGGUUUAGUUACCAAGGAUCACUUACAGUGUUGGAGAUUAAAACAGUUAUUUAACCAGAAGCAUCUAACCAUUAUGUGGCCAGAAAAUGAUGAGGAAAAAAGAUUAAGUAGAUUUUAUUUAGUAGUAAAUAAAAAACAAUUUACUA
This is a messenger RNA of Vombatus ursinus (common wombat), 2507 nucleotides long. RefSeq names its product RNA binding motif protein 46 (gene RBM46). Gene Ontology annotation, cellular component: nucleus. Gene Ontology annotation, molecular function: mRNA binding. The record is from RefSeq and is a predicted model, not a curated record. NCBI's taxonomy places the organism in Eukaryota, Metazoa, Chordata, Mammalia, Diprotodontia, Vombatidae. The transcript is spliced from 8 exons. Bases 262 to 1980 code for a protein of 572 amino acids.